CAAAAUAUGUCAGUGCGGCUGGUAACUGUUGUUUUGUUGUUAUAUAGUUUUGGUAAACAAUAAUUGUAUAACAAUAUAAAGUGCAUAUUUAUGAUCUUUAAAUAGAUAUAGUGAGUCACCAUGUACAAACUUGCCAUCACAUUUUGGACUAUAAUCGUGAUUUUGCAGCUAAGUUCAGUGGGUCUUGGAUUGAAGGAAUUGCCUCCAUAUUUUCCAAGAUGUAGAAGAUAUGACCCAAAUAUGGAGAAAUGUCUUAUCGAAGCUACGGAGCAACUUAAACCAUUCAUAGCAGAAGGAAUUAAAGGUUUGAUACCAGCAACCAAAAGGAUUGUUAUUCCAUUUGUAACAUUCGAACAAAGUGGGAAUAGGGCCUUUAAUUUUAAAGUUAAAGUAACAAAUUUGACGGUGCAUGGCAUGAAUAACUAUAAGUUUAAGAGAUAUAUGUUCGAUCCUAAAGAACUAACAUCUUACGUAGUUGUAGAUUGGCAACAUAUUUACCUAGAAGCAGAAUUUGAUUUGGUUGGAAAUUUAUUCUUUGCAAAUAUUAAAGGAGCUGGUAACUUAUACGUGAACAUAACGGAUACACAAAUCAGUACCAACAUAACGAUGAGAAUUGUUAAAAGAAAAGGCAUCGAAUACUUAGAAAAUACUAAAGUUGCAGCAAAAGUUCAGGUUGGCACUAUUGCCAGCUACAGUUUUGAUGGAGUAUUCAAGGAAAAUAAGGAUAAAGGUUCAUUAACAACUACGGUACUGAAAAAUAAUUUACGAGCCUUGAUUAACGAAACAGCUCCAGUAGUAGAACCAGCCCUUGCUACUUACUUAGAAAAGGCAAUGUCAAAACCCAUGGAAACCAUUCCAUAUAAUAAUAUAUUUCCAAUAUAAAAUGUACAGUUUUUUUAAAUAGAUAUACAAAACAUACAUAUAUAAAA
This is a messenger RNA of Diabrotica virgifera virgifera (western corn rootworm), 929 nucleotides long. RefSeq lists its product as uncharacterized. Bases 121 to 882 code for a protein of 253 amino acids. NCBI's taxonomy places the organism in Eukaryota, Metazoa, Arthropoda, Insecta, Coleoptera, Chrysomelidae. The record is from RefSeq and is a predicted model, not a curated record. The transcript has 5 exons.